AUGAGGAUGUUUUCUCUUUUACCUCUGGCUUUUCUGGCUGCUGUCACUGAGGCAGGUCCAGUGGACAGGGUAAAACGUAGCAGCUCGCCUACAGUCGUCAUUGCAUCUCCGACUGCUACAGUCGUUGGAUCUUCUUCUGGCAACCUUGAUAUCUUCAAUGGGAUUCCCUUUGCCCAGUCUCCUACUGGCUCACUUCGACUCAAGCCUCCACAGGCUUUGGCUACUAACUUGGGAACUGUGACUGCCACGGGCACGGCUAUGUCGUGUCCUCAGAUGUAUUUUCAAGAUUCUUGGAGCAGUUUGACCGGAAUCCUUGGAACUCUACUGAACACACCACUGUUGCAGGAAAUCACAAAUGCCGGUGAGGACUGCUUGAACUUAAACAUUGUUCGACCAACAGGAACUGACUCAACAUCUAAUCUACCUGUUCUUUUCUGGAUCUUUGGGGGUGGAUUUGAGCUUGGUGGAACUUCAAUGUACAACGGUGCUAGCCUUGUAAAAAAUGGUGUUGCGAUGGGGAAACCUUUUAUUUUCGUUGAAGUCAACUACCGUGUCGGCGGAUUCGGGUUUCUAGCCGGCAAAGAAAUCCUAGCAGAUGGCGCUAGCAACUUGGGGCUGCUAGAUCAGAGACUUGCUCUCGAAUGGGUCGCUGAUAACAUUGCGGAAUUCGGUGGAGAUCCCUCAAAGGUCACUAUAUGGGGCGAAUCGGCAGGGUCUAUCUCAGUUCUAGAUCAAAUGAUCCUGUACGAUGGGAACUAUACAUACAACGGCCAGCCCUUGUUUCGGGGCGCGAUUAUGGAUUCCGGCAGUGUGAUACCAACUAAUCCAGUUGACGGUGAUGCUGGCCAAGCAAUCUAUGAUUCGGUCGUCGAGGCCGCAGGAUGCUCAUCCGCUGCCGAUACUCUGGAAUGUCUUCGAGAACUUGAUUACACUGACUACCUCAACGCCGCCAACUCCGUCCCGGGAAUUCUUAGUUAUACUUCGGUUGCUUUAUCAUAUUUGCCGAGACCCGAUGGCACUGUUCUAUCAGAUAGCCCGGAAGUGUUGAUACAAGAAGGGAAAUAUGCCCCGGUUCCCUUCAUUGUAGGCGAUCAAGAGGACGAAGGAACUCUGUUUGCCCUCUUUCAAUCUAACCUCAGCACUACUGCAGACGUUAUUGAGUACCUUGAGACUGUUUUCUUCCCAUACAGUACAAACAAAAGCAUUACAGAAGGUCUCGUCAAUGUCUAUCCAGACGAUAUCACAUUCGGCUCGCCAUUCAACACCGGCAUUCUGAACAAUUGGUAUCCUCAAUUCAAGCGACUAGCCGCAAUACUUGGGGACGCCACAUUUACCCUGACACGGCGCGCAUUCUUGGAUCUUGCAAGUAGCGUGAAUCCAGAUAUACCGAGUUGGUCCUAUCUUGCGUCCUACGACUACGGUACCCCUAUCAUCGGCACAGGCCAUGGGACAGAUAUUCUGCAAGUAUUCUAUGGCAUUCUACCAAAUUAUGCCUCUGCAGCUAUUCAGUCGUACUAUAUUUCAUUCAUUUAUGAUCUAGAUCCCAACGCAAACUCAAGCUACCCUGAAUGGCCGCAAUGGAGCACUGCGAAUGAGAUGUUGAAUUUUGCCGCCCACAAAGCCACAACUAUCACGGAUGAUUUUCGACAGGAUCAGUAUAAGUAUAUAUAUGAACACUUGUCAGGUAUUAGGAUUUAG
Messenger RNA from Talaromyces atroroseus, 1698 nucleotides. RefSeq lists its product as hypothetical. The transcript has a single exon. Lineage: Eukaryota; Fungi; Ascomycota; Eurotiomycetes; Eurotiales; Trichocomaceae. The record is from RefSeq and is a predicted model, not a curated record. Bases 1 to 1698 code for a protein of 565 amino acids.